Messenger RNA from Condylura cristata (star-nosed mole), 3737 nucleotides. It is a transcript of the gene CCDC87, whose product is annotated as coiled-coil domain containing 87. The transcript has a single exon. The coding region runs from base 1 to 2583 and encodes 860 amino acids. Lineage: Eukaryota; Metazoa; Chordata; Mammalia; Eulipotyphla; Talpidae. The record is from RefSeq and is a predicted model, not a curated record.
AUGGAGCCCUCCAAGCCCGAGACGGAGCUCCAGCAGCUUUACCACCGCUUGCUGCGUCCGCUGUCGCUCUUUCCCCGCAAGGCGACGGUCCCACAAGCUCAGAAGCGCCCGACGGAGGAGCCCCCGAUGCUGCUGCCCUUGCCGAUCUCGCGACUGACGGUGGAGUCGCUGUGCCGGAAGGUGGCCGAGCGGCUGGAGAGCUGCAGGCUGGCGGUGCGGGUGCCUCACGAGGGCCGACUCCGUUUCACCAAGGUGAUCCUGGACGAGCUAAAGUGCAGCUGGCAGGAGCCUCCCUCCCAGCCGACUCUGAGCCACUUGGAAAACCAGAGGUUCUGGAACCGGCUGCAGGCCCACGUGCUGCUCAGCAGCGAGCAGCUCUUCUUAAGCUACCUGUACCAGCUGGUGACCGUGCCCAACAGCAAGGGCGUCUUCACUGAGUCGGCCACGCUCACCCGUUUGGCCGCUAGCCUCGCUAGGGACUGCACGAACUUCCUCACCAGCCCUGAGGUCUACCGCUGCCUGCUCACUGACUUCUUAGCCCUGCUGAAGGCCGAGCAGGUCGAAGGCGGCCUGCACAAACUGCGCACCCACCGUCCCACCGGCGCUUUGACGCUUUACCACAUCCCCCUGCCUCGCAGCAGCGUUAUGGCCCAAGUGCUGCCCUCCAGCCUCAACCUGAACUACCUCAUCCAACUCAGCCGUCCCACAGACGCUGCCAGUGAGCCAGAGCCGGAUCCAGUGAAGGAACUGAAAUCCAUCCCCCAGCUGAAGAAGAGAAAAACUCUGGGCUGGCUGCCCUCCAGGCAGACAAAGAGAGAAAAAGAUAGCUCCUCACAGAUGGUUUUGCAGCCAAAGCACUUUGUGGCGCCUCCCACCAGAAGAGCCCCCCCUUCCCCUCCCAGGCCUCCCUGCUCCCAUCUCCACAAGGGCCACUCCAUGCCCUCUCUGCGUGAGGGCUGGAAGCUAGCAGAUGAGUUGGGCCUCCCACCACUCCCCCCUCGCCCCCUAACCCCCCUCAUCCUGGUGGCAGAGAGCAAACCGGAGCUGGCAGUGGACAUGGUGGCUGAGGACCUGAAGGCGAUGAGAAAGAAAAUGAAGCUGGAGUUGACUCAUCACUCCUCCCUGGACUCAGGCCUUCCCCCGCUGGUGGGCGCCCUGACCCAUUGUCCAACUGCCACAGAUCGCAGAGAAGAGCUCCAGAGAAUGCUGAAGUCCCUGGAGGAAGAAGAAGCCGCCCGGCACCGGGGCCUCCAAUUCCAGCCCUCUCCCACUCAGCCACAGCCCAUAACUGUUACUUUAAAGUUAAGAAACCAGAUGGUGGUCCAGGCAGCUGCUGUACAGUUCUCUGAGAGGAACUUUGUGGACUCCUUCCACGUUGAGGGGGCCGGAGUCCUGUACAACCACCUCAACGGUGAGCUGGAUCCCAAGCUCAUUGAGGAAAUGGACAUGGAUCGCUUUGUUGGCAGCAGCCUCAGGGAGGUCUACAAGGAGCUGAUGAGCCGCGUGUCCAACAAGCACUUCUCUUUCGACCAAGGACCCCUGGUGGAGUCCACAUCUGAAACGGCCUGGUCAGGCUUCCAGUCCUCAGCCUUUCUAGGUCAAGACAAACAGAAUCGUAUCAUCAACCCCACGCUGGUUGGACUUUACUCCAAGAAAACAAAUGUGUUUCAGCCCAGCCCUGAAAAGACCGCCUCCCUCCUGUCACUCCAAGCGAAGAAAACUUGGGCCAGGAAGUACAACAAGAUUUCGUGGCUGGCCUGGUGGAGAAGCACCAUUUCUGUGGAUGAUUAUUUCACGUACCUCCUCAAGCAGGAGACAGAUUUCCUGCACGUCAUCUUCCAAAUGUAUGAAGAGGAGGUUGGCGAGGAGCCCCCGGCCCCUGUCAAAGAGACCCUAAAGAUUCAGCCCCCACCCCCCUUGCUACAAGACGAAGAUCCCAACUUUGUGUCAGGAGAGUGGAACUGGAACACGGUGCUGGAGUAUAAGGUAGGACCUCAGAAGACCCAGCUCCUGGGGGAAGUCCCCAAACUCGGGCACCUGCAGAAGCGUCUGGAGCGACUGUGGUCCUUGCUUGAGAUCCCUCACAAGGACCGACUGGACAUGGCCAUCAAGUACAGUUCCAAUGCCCGCCUGAGGCAGCUGCCCUCAUUGGUGAGCGCCUGGGAGAGCGUCCUGAAGCCCAUUCACCUGCGGGAGAGCCUGCUGGCGAAGCUGGAGUGGUUUGAGCGGCAAGCCUCCAACCCCAACCGCUUCUUCGAAAAGGUCGACUUGGGUCCGAGCAACUUCCUGGAAGAGAACCAGAUCCGCAGCAAGCUUUACAAGAAGCUCGGCCUGGUGGAGGCGCCUUUGGUCUCCCUCCUGAGGGAGAUCGAGUCAAUCUUUGGCGAGCCAGUGACCUUCAAGGGGCGGCGCUAUCUGGACAAGAUGAAGCGGGACAAAGUGGAGAUGCUGUACUGGCUGCAGCAGCGGCGGCGUGUGCGCCACCUGGCCCAGGCCCAGAAGGCCUCCCACCCGGCGGGUCUGCACAGGAGGCCCGGCAGCCAGGCCCUGGUGGCGCCUGGGAAUAGUCCCAUCCCCCUGUGAUGGGCGCCAGCAUGCCCCCCUCCCCCACACACCCCAGCCGCUCUCAGUCCGGUAACUGCUCAGGAAGAACUGCCAGGGGCGGGGUGGGGAGGUGGGCUCGGAGACCACAUGCUUCUGACCAUGAGGACCACGAUGGACGCUCUGACAGAAUGACCAGCAUCUUUGCCCUUACCCGGCAGUAUUCCAAAGCCCAGGAUGUCCACUGAUGUAGCAAAGUACAACCCAGAUCUCGACUAUCAAAAGAACUCAGGCCAGUCCUCUGGGCUCUGUUGUCAUGGGGACCAUCAGGCACCUGGCCACCUCCGCAUAAUCUUCCUAUCAGAUGCAUCCCGUUGGCCCAUGACAGCCCAAGUCAGGAGGCUCUGGGCAGCGGAGUAGAGAGCAGGCUCUAGAGGAGUGGGCCUGAGCGCAAAUUCAGGCCAAGGAACCGUGGGGCAAAUUAGAUAACUGCCAGGCUCCUGGGUCCUCACUGGUCAGCCCUCUGUCAACAACGAGGAGCUGAGGCCAUAAGUUGCCACUUCUUCCAGUUCUCGAAUACUCCUGACAGCACUAAAACAAUGUAAUCACACAUUUGCCAGUCCCUACAAACCCAUGCAGCAUGCAGGAGUAUGUCCACUGGAAAGUAAUUUUCUUUUCCAUCCCUACCCCAACCACCCUCCCCGGGAGUCUUGGCCUUACCUGUUGCUUGGAUGGAACAUUUGAGAAAUGUGCUGGUGGGAAAACAAAAGAACUUGGGAGUGUUUAAGUGCUGAGGGGGAGUGAAGGCUUUCAUGUUACAGAGUUCACACUUAACCCCCGCCACCUGCCCAGGGAAACUGCCGGUAGGGGGGGAUGGUGGCCACGCGAACCAGGGCCAGCAGUAACAUGGUUGGCACCGGCCUCUGCAGGGGAGGUUCCUCCUGGCGGGUGUUACACUCCAGCUGCUGGGGACCUGCUGCCAGAGGCAGAGCUCACCAGGCCCCACAGAACCAGCACACCUAGGAGCUGCUGGGGUUCUGGGCCACACAGAUCAGCGGGUGGGUGCUGGCUCUGCCGGUGACUGCUUUUAGUCCUCAGGGUAUGCUCCUUUAUCCUUCCUUUACUCUGCUGUAAAAGGGCCAUUUUAAUAUCCACCUCACAAGAUGGUGCUGACAGCCCAAGAAGUCACACAAGGA